This is a messenger RNA of Trichophyton benhamiae CBS 112371, 1668 nucleotides long. RefSeq names its product mannitol dehydrogenase, putative. The record is from RefSeq and is a predicted model, not a curated record. Bases 1 to 1668 code for a protein of 555 amino acids. Gene Ontology annotation, biological process: mannitol catabolic process. The transcript has 3 exons. Gene Ontology annotation, cellular component: cytosol. Lineage: Eukaryota; Fungi; Ascomycota; Eurotiomycetes; Onygenales; Arthrodermataceae. Gene Ontology annotation, molecular function: mannitol-1-phosphate 5-dehydrogenase activity.
AUGAAGGUCCAGGCAAGUGAAAGGAAGAAGCAAAAAGAAUACUUAUAUAGCUUGCCUCCUCGGGCGCAGGAUGGAUGUAUAUGGUUAUCUCUGGUGUCUCUGAGAGCGCGGAGAGAACCUGCGCUGCAAACAAUACAAAUAAAAGGGCCGUCCGCAGAACCAACCGUCAAGCUGGCGUCCUCAACUCCCAACUUCCUUUCCUUUUUCUUUUCUUCUCUCCUCGCCCUCCCCACUACCUCCGUCACGUCGAUAUUAAAAGCCAUCAGCACUGCUCUCUCCUCGGCAAUCUCUCUCUUCCACACAUCUCCUUCAACGAGAGCUCUAGCAAGGCAAAAGACCGCUUCAUCAGCUACCCUUUCCGCGUCCGCGUCCAGCAAGAUGCAAUCCAAGAAGGCGAUCCAUUUCGGCGGCGGCAACAUCGGCCGUGGCUUCGUUGCCGAGUUCCUUCACGAGUCGGACUAUGAAGUCGUCUUCAUUGACGUGAUGGACCAGGUCAUCGAGAACCUGCAGAAGUCAGAGUCCUACACCGUCACCGAGAUCAGCUCUGCCGGCGAGAAUGUCAAGAAGAUCACCAACUACCGCGCCAUCAACUCAAAAUAUAACAUGGAGGAUGUCAUCCGUGAAAUAUCCACUGCAGAAGUUGUCACCUGUGCUGUUGGACCCAAUAUCCUCAAGUUCAUUGCCUCUCCUAUUGCAAAGGGUAUCGAUGCCCGCACUAUCGAACGCCCUCUUGCCGUCAUUGCUUGCGAGAACGCCAUUGGAGCAACGGAUUCCCUGGCCUCUUUCAUCAAAGAGCAUACAGACAAGGACCGUCUUGCCACCCUUUCUGACCGUGCCCGAUUUGCCAACUCUGCCAUUGACCGAAUCGUGCCCACUCAGGACCCCGAUGCCGGUCUAAACGUCAAGAUUGAGAAGUUUUAUGAGUGGGCGGUUGACCAGACUCCAUUUGGUGACUGGGGCCACCCAGACAUUAAGGCCAUCCACUGGGUUGACAACCUUGAGCCAUACAUUGAACGCAAGCUCUACACUGUUAACACUGGCCACGCCACUGCUGCCUACUAUGGGUAUAACUCUGGGAAAAAGACCAUCUACGAGGCUCUUUCUGACCCCCGUAUUAAGAAGAUGGUUGACGACGCCCUAAGCGAAACUUCUCGGCUCAUUAUUGACAAGCACGGCAUCCCAGAAGAGGAGCAGCGUGCUUACGUCAAUGCUAUUAUCGAACGUAUCUCUAACCCAUACCUGGAGGAUGUCGUGGAGCGUGUUGGCCGUGCGCCUGUCCGCAAGCUGGGCCGAAAGGAACGCUUUAUUGGUCCUGCUUCCCAACUCGCUGAGAGAGGCCAAAAGGUCGAUGCUCUGAUGGGUGCGGUCGAACAGGCUCUGCGCUUCCAGAAUGUAUCUGGCGACGAUGAGAGCACUGAGCUAGCCAAGAUCCUUCGUGAAGAGAACUGCGAAACCGCCACCCAGAAACUGACUGGGCUGGAACCUAACCACCCUCUGUACGACCGUGUUGUUGAGAAGGUUAGGAAGGUCCAGAAUGAGUCUAGCUGCACAAGCACCUGCAACUCGACAGUCGGAACCCAAAUCAACAAACGCCUCUUUGCAUUAUUAGCAAACAACGACAACUGGAAGGACAUUUCCUCCAAAGGAUCAGCGAAAGCAACAGAAUAA